This is a messenger RNA of Lacerta agilis (Sand lizard), 2716 nucleotides long. It is a transcript of the gene TBKBP1, whose product is annotated as TBK1 binding protein 1. Gene Ontology annotation, cellular component: cytoplasm. Gene Ontology annotation, biological process: canonical NF-kappaB signal transduction. The record is from RefSeq and is a predicted model, not a curated record. Lineage: Eukaryota; Metazoa; Chordata; Lepidosauria; Squamata; Lacertidae.
UUUGCCAGGCACUGGUGUUUCCUGCUAAACGCCCGUCUGUCCCAGAUUGUGCCAUGGACUCCAUGUUUGAAGAUGACAUCAGCAUCCUUACCCAAGAUGCUUUGGUCCAGGAUGAUGACUGGCUGGACAGCCCCAAUACCGACCUCUCCAGCGAGAUGUGUUCUGCCUCUCAUUUUGCUCUCAUCACGGCCUACGAUGACAUCAAGAACCGCCUGACAGGGCUGGAGCGGGAGAAUGCCAGCCUCAAGCGGAAGCUGAAGAUGUAUGAGAUUAAGUUCCCCCUGAUUAGCGAGUUUGGAGAGGAGCGCAUCUUCCCAGCCUACGACUCCAAGGAGGCCUCUCUUCUGAAAAGCGAGAAAGCCAACCUCCAGCAGCAGCUGAAUCAAUUCCAGCGUGAGCUGCAGAAAAGCAAGGAGAGGGAAGAACAGCUGGGUGAGAUGAUCCAAGCCUAUGAGAAGCUGUGUGUGGAGAAGACUGACCUUGAGUCGGAGCUGGGGCAGAUGAGAGCUCUGGUUGAGACACAUCUGAAUCGGAUACGAAGCUUAGAGCAGCAGUUGAGGCAGAGAGAUGGCAGCUCGUUCCAGAAUCUCAACUCUCAGCUGCAAAAUCAAGAAGUCCAGUAUCUGUCGCUUCAUGGCAGCCAUGUACUGGAUUGCUCAAUGAACUGGCAGAGCCAGGGCCUCGAACAGGUGGAGGGGCUGGAGGUGCAGAGGCUGGAAGUGGAGCUGGAGGAGACGAGGCAGGAAGUCCAGAAUUCGCAGCACCGGGAAGAGCAGCUGAAGGCCGAGUGCGAGAGGCUGCAGGCGGAGGUGAAGCAGCUGCAAGAGACGCGGGCUCAGGACCUUGCAACGAGUCAGUCGGAGAGGGACAUGGCAUGGGUGAAGAAAGUUGGAGAUGACCAGGUAAACCUGGCCCUUGCCUACACGGAGCUGACCGAGGAGUUGUGCCGCCUGAGGAACCUGAGUUCUCUCCAAAGCCAGAUUCUCCGGACGCUUGUGCAAGAGCAGGCCCUCAAUGGUGGUCAGCGGCACUCUCCCCAUUCGCAGCGCCAUUCCCCCGCUCAGCAGCGCCGAUCUCCGGGUCCUCAAUGCUCGUCUCCAGCGCAGCAAGGCAGAUCAUCUUCCGUCCCUCAAUGCCAGUCUCCGGGCCUGCAGAGACGGUCGCCGGCGCCGCCCCCUUGCCAGUCUCCUGCGCAUCAGCGCCUCCCCGCGCCGCCCCCUUGCCAGUCCCCCUCGCAGCGCCGUUCGCCUGCCCCGCUGCCCGCCCAGCCGCCUGCCCCGCAGCGCUGCUCGCGGCCAAAUUGCUCCUCCCCCGCCAUCACCUCUCAGCACAGGUCGCCGGGUGGCGAGAGCAUCAUGGAUCUGGGCUACUCCAAACCCUUGAGCCACCACAUCAAGGCGAGCUUCCAGGGUCGCCGGAGCUACUCGGAGGUGAGCGAUGCGGCUAUGUACCCAAACCGCUCCCUCUGGCUGCAGCCGGAAGCUUCCACCUUACCAAAGCACCGUCCGUACGGCGAAGUUUACGCCAGAGACGCCUUCGAGGAGCACUUGCGCUUUGAGAAGCAGUCCUCGGAUGAAGACGACUGGGCCCUCCCAAGUCCCCCCAGCCCUGAAGCGGGGGGCAUCCGCUGCGCCUCCUUCUGUGCAGGGUUCCCUAUCCCCGACACCUCCACACACCGGACUGAUGCCUCGUACUCCAGGGCUGAGCAUGCCCAGUCCUGGCCUUCAAUCAAUUUGCUGAUGGAGACGGUGGACUCUGACAUCCGAAGCUGCCCUCUCUGCCAGGUGGCCUUUCCCAUCGGUUACCCAGAUGACGCUUUGAUAAAACACAUUGAUUCACACCUGGAGAACAGUAAGAUCUGAGGCCUGCACACCUGCCACGCCCUUCCUCUUCCGGCUUCCUUAGUGAGACCCGUCCACCUCACUCCCAGGCCCCCCUCCCACCCACCCGACUUGGAUGCUGCAUGAAAACUGGUGGUGCAACAGGGGCUCGCUCUAAAAUACCUCCAAGUCUCCAGUAGACUGAACCGGAAGAAGAGUUUUGCCUCUCCCUCUCCCUCUUCUCUGCCUUGGUUUCUAAAGUGGGUUUCCUCUUCCUCCUGCUCUUGAUGAGUAGGGCCUGCAAUAUUUCUCCAAUGCUUGAACCAGUCGUGGAGGUUGUGGGGGUAGGAGGCGAGAAAUACGCUUCGGCCAGGCUUAGCAGACAGAGCAUGCUGCCGCCGCCGCUCUCCAUCUGAACGCUCAGAACCGAGGGCAGAGGAUGACUCUUUAUAUCUACGUGGUUCUGGUUUGGGUGUCUCUGGAAGAUCUCAGGGUAGGAGAAAUCUCUCGGGGUUGUGUGUGUGUGUGUUUUUGGGGUGGGCAGGGGAAAUGGGCUGAGGAACUCUUUUGACUUGCUGAGGUGACAGCCUGGCACUCAGGUGAAAGAAAUCGGAAGGUUUCGUUUUUGUGCCCCUCCCGCGAGCAGGAAAGUCCCAAGUGGGUCCAGUCUCCCUGCCUUUUCUGCUACUAAGGAGGACGUUCAGGUCUCACUCCUUGUUGACCAUUAAUUAUCAGACACAGAAAGCCUUGGCCUCCAACUGCUGGUUCAAGUGUCUUGGUCUUUUACAUUAAAAGCCCACUUUAACGAUGCUGCUGAGAAAUAGAGCCAACUUCCAGAGGUGUAGCAUGGAUGUUCUUAUGUUAUUGCACUGGACAUUAAAACACAUGAAAGUUUU